Messenger RNA from Aspergillus glaucus CBS 516.65, 2185 nucleotides. Its product is annotated as class II fumarate hydratase. The coding region runs from base 307 to 1938 and encodes 543 amino acids. The record is from RefSeq and is a predicted model, not a curated record. Lineage: Eukaryota; Fungi; Ascomycota; Eurotiomycetes; Eurotiales; Aspergillaceae. Gene Ontology annotation, cellular component: mitochondrion; tricarboxylic acid cycle heteromeric enzyme complex. Gene Ontology annotation, molecular function: fumarate hydratase activity. The transcript is spliced from 6 exons. Gene Ontology annotation, biological process: fumarate metabolic process; tricarboxylic acid cycle; malate metabolic process.
AACGCAAUAGCUUGUACACAGUACGAUGCAAGAGUGCUCCGGAGAGAAUGAAGAUUACCCAAAUAGGAAGAAGGUGUCCGGAGAAGAUCUUUACCAUACGGUACGGUAAUACCGGCACUUGCACACAGUAGACGCAUAGAAACAGCGUCAUGCCGAUACCGGGCCGGGUGUAUUCGGCAGAAACAGUCGGAGGAGACAAGCCUUAAUUAACCUCACCUUCUCUCAGAUUGUUGUCGCUGUCGCUUCCAGAUUCACAUUCAUUCUCCAAUUCCAUUCUGGAAAGGAAUCCAUUGGCCGGUCGUCAUCAUGGUCUCCCCCGCCCUCUCCUCCCGAGCCGCCGUGCGAUCUGUGGCUUCUGUGACGCGCUCCUCCCCCGCAGUUGCCCGCGCUGCUGUGGCUUUCGUUCCUCGUACCCCCGCUUCUCUCAGUAGUCGUCGCGCUCUCUGCUCCAACACCCGAUCCCUCCAGCAGUUCCCUCGUCUCCAGUCCUUUAACACCCUUUCCAAGAGAACCUUUGCUACCACCGGCAGAAUGGCUGCUGAAACUCGGACAGAGAGCGAUGCUUUCGGUGAGAUCCAGGUCCCCGGGGACAAGUACUGGGGUGCCCAGACCCAGCGCUCCCUGGGCAACUUCGACAUCAACCAGCCCCAGGACCGUAUGCCCGAGGCCGUCAUCAAGGCCUUCGGUACCCUGAAGUGCGCUGCUGCUACCGUGAACAUGAACUUUGGCCUUGACCCCAAGGUUGGUGAGGCCAUCAAGCAGGCCGCCACUGAGGUCGCGGAAGGCAAGUUGCUGGACCACUUCCCUCUUGUCGUUUGGCAGACCGGCUCCGGCACCCAGUCCAACAUGAACUCCAACGAAGUCAUCUCGAACCGUGCCAUUGAGAUCCUCGGUGGCACCAUGGGUACCAAGAAGCCCGUCCACCCCAACGACCACGUCAACAUGUCUGCCUCUUCCAACGACUCCUUCCCCACUGCCAUGCACAUCGCCGCCGUUGUCGAGCUCGAAAACACCCUCCUGCCUUCUCUGAGAAGCCUGCGCAACGCCCUUCAGGUGAAGGUUGAGAACUUCAGCAACAUCAUCAAGAUCGGUCGUACCCACUUGCAGGACGCUACCCCCUUGACCCUUGGUCAGGAGUUCUCCGGAUACGUUGCUCAGCUCGACCGCAACAUUGAGCGCGUUGAGGCCAGCAUUCCCCACCUUCGCUACCUCGCUCAGGGUGGUACUGCUGUCGGUACCGGUCUGAACACUUUCAAGGGCUUCGACGAGGCUAUCGCCGCUGAGGUUUCCAAGCUCACCGGUACCGAGUUCAAGACCGCCCCCAACAAGUUCGAGGUUCUGGCUGCACACGACGCGGUCGUCGAGGCCUCCGGUUCCCUCAACACUCUUGCCGGCUCGCUCUUCAAGAUUGCUCAGGACGUCCGUUACCUCGGAUCUGGUCCUCGCUGCGGUCUGAACGAGCUGAUUCUUCCUGAGAACGAGCCCGGCUCGUCGAUCAUGCCUGGCAAGGUUAACCCUACCCAGUGCGAGUCCCUCACCAUGGUUUGCUCCCAGGUUAUGGGUAACCACGUCGCCGCUACCAUUGGUGGUAUGAACGGCCAGUUCGAGCUCAAUGUCUUCAAGCCUUCUAUCAUCCGCAACCUGCUCCACAGCGUGCGCAUCUUGGCCGACGGCAUGGCCAGCUUUGAGAAGAACCUGGUUCACGGUCUCCAGGCCAACGAGGACAGAAUCAGCACUCUCCUUCACGAGAGUCUGAUGCUUGUUACCUGCUUGAACCCCGUUAUUGGUUACGACAUGGCCUCCAAGGUGGCCAAGAACGCCCACAAGAAGGGCAUCACUCUCAAGGAGAGUGCUAUGGAGCUCAAGGCUCUGUCCGAGGAGGACUUUGAGAAAUACGUCCGCCCCGAGCUGAUGUUGGCCCCUAAGGAGAAGAAAUAAGCGGGUAGUUUGGAAAAUGAUGAGUCCGAGAUGUGAAAUGGGGCAUGAUGAGUCGACGCUAUAAUUUUGCUAACCCCUUUUUCAUAUUUGAAUAAAGCCAUGCGGUCAGAUUUAGCAUGUUACAUGUAUACUUGAAAGAAAUCACAUUGUACUAUUUACUUGGUUCUGCAUACCGACUUCUUCCCGGGUUUCGCCGUCAGCGCAACCAAAAAUAGCACUGCUAUAUCCAUACUUGUACCUCGGGAAA